Molecule: messenger RNA, 5731 nt
Organism: Anneissia japonica
Lineage: Eukaryota; Metazoa; Echinodermata; Crinoidea; Comatulida; Comatulidae
Product: late secretory pathway protein AVL9 homolog
Exons: 14
Coding region: 91-2394 (767 amino acids)
Cellular component (GO): cytoplasm
Source: RefSeq, a predicted model, not a curated record
AAGAGAGAGUGAGUGAUGUAAACAAAUCGUGACGACUUGUAGUCGUCGUAUGCGGUGAAGAAGUAUCGAGUGAGGUUUUAGUGUUAUGUUAUGGCUGAAGUUAAAAAGGGUGGGAUAUUCAUCCUUCAUGUUGUUGUGGUUGGAUUUCAUCACAAAAGAGGUUGUCAGGUGGAUUUCUCCUACCCACCACUUAUUGAUGGAGAGGCUGAGAACAGUUCAGAAUUACCAGAGGAAUGGAAAUACCUACCAUUUUUAGCUCUUCCUGAUGGAGCUCACAACCAUACCGAAGAUACAAUUUAUUUCCAUCUACCAGCUAAAGAUGAUAAGACUUCAACCGUUUUUGGUGUUUCAUGCUAUCGUCAAAUAAACACAGAGGAUUUGAUUUGCAAGACGGAUGACAUUACAAGAGGAACUGUUCAGAAAUCAGUCUGUAUACUGAGCAAUUUGCCUGUUUAUGGUUGGAUCCAAGCCAAACUGCAGCUUAUCACUCAUGCAUAUUUCGAGGAAAAAGAUUUCUCUCGGACCCAAAUACUUAAAGAUUUGUAUAAGAAUCUGACAUUAUGUAUUAGUAGCCAUGAGUUGAUUAGCAGUUCACAGAUGUUGAUUGGCUUGGAUGCCAGAGAGCUUGUUUCAACAUUCAAACACAAGAUACUAGUUCUCUUUAAACUGGUUCUUCUGGAGCGGAGAGUGCUCUUCUACACUUCACCUGUGCAUAAACUCUGUGGCUCUCUAUUGACAUUGCUUUCACUUUUUCCAGGUAUGAUCCAACAUGGUUUAAAAGAGGCAGCUACAUACAAGGACAGUGGCAACACUGCUUGUGAUUUUGAACUCAGUGAUUUCGGCAUCAAUGCUGAAGAGUACCUAACAUUAAGUGAGUCUCAUAUCCCAAAUUAUUAUUCACCAGACCCCAAGAAAGACUGUCACAAAGAAUCACGCAAAGAUGAAAUGCAAAAAUCUCAGGGUAAUUCUCAGCAAGAAAAUAAUUCUAAAUUAAAGAAGAAUAAGGAUGAUUCUAUUACGCGGCACAGAGAUGAGCCUCAGAAGGCGGAAACAGAAAUAAUCACAGAUGAUAGAAUUGAAAAUGAUAGCGGAAUGUUCGAAAAGAGUACUCAUUCAAAUGCAAGUUUAAAUAAACAAGAAACAAGUGAAAGUCAUAGUAAGUUGGACAUCAGACCAAUUAAUCAUUCUAAAAACAUUGGAUCUGAAAGUGAAAGUGACUCAAAUUCAAUUCAAAGUAACAAUGUCUCACUAGAAACUGAAAAUACCAACAAAGACGGCAGCAAACAAACUAAUGUGCAAUUUUCGGACGAUGAUGAGCUGCUUAAUAUGAUUGAGAAUGAGCUCUAUGGAAUAACAUUAAAACAUUCGUCAACUCGAGAAUCCAGAACAGCAGAGGAGAGCGACAAGGAAAAGGUCAGACACACAUCCGAUGGGGAUGGGAUGGAAAUUGAAGCUGGAUCCAGUCGAUUCUAUGCAUAUAACACAUUGCACUACAAAGACAAAAAUCAAAGCAAAUCGGCAAAUUCUGAAGUCAAAGCUGUGGAGAGUGAAAAGAGUGAGAAAACAAUCUCAUCAGAAGUUGGACGUCCAGUCAGUUCUACGAGUGAUUUCAUUGUUGUUAAUCGUGAACCACCAAUAGCCACACUUAAUGUUGAUGAACUUGGAUUUCCACUUUCAAUAUUUGGCAAGGGAUCAAUAUGUCAGCCUUACAUGGCCCUACAGCAGCAUGAUCUCCUGCAAGAUGUAAACGUCAGGUGCUUUCUAGUAGGUGCGACCAACAUAUUAUUCAAGCAGAAAAAACAUCUUCUUGAUGUCAUAGUAGAGCCUGAUGAAGGCAAGAUGCUCAUUCUGGACAAUGAUUUAAAGCGUGAAUUAAGUCUAAGCACUGCAGAUUUUCGCUUUGCUGAUGUCAUCGUGAAAAGCGUAAUGGGAGACAAUGAUAUCAUGUUUGAUGGAACAGGAUGGGAAGGAGGCAAUGAGUGGAUAAGGUCUCAGUUCCGCCAGUACAUGAUAUCGCUUCUGGCAUCCUGCCUAGAACCAGACAGUGAAAAUCAUACGCAUGACUUCAAUGAGCAUUUCAUCGAGGCUUGGAGAAAAACACACAACUACCAAAUUUGGAGAAGUAAGACUCACAGUGGUAUAAAUAGCCAGUUAGCAGGUCAUCCAUGCAAAGGGCAGUUGGGGGUAGCAGACAUGAAAAUUAGAUUACAAAGUGCAAUGCAAGCCAGCGAACGUGGUCGUAAAAUCAACAACGCUUUGAGUAAAACCACAGUAGCAAUCAGCAAUGCUCGCUCAGCCAUGUCGUCAUGGUUCACCAGUUUGGCCCAGGAAUGGAAGGAGGAAGAUGCUGCUGAUGAGGGAGCAGACAACACGGAUUUCUCAAAAACACUGUAAUUCAGUGUGUAGUUCCAGCCAGAAUCACACUAAACACAUCAUAAUAACAGUGUGCAUUUGUUUUGGCGCCCAUAUCCAACAUAGAGUAACAGUGUACGUUUGUUUAGUGCCCGUAUCCAACACAUCAUAAUAACAGUGUACAUUUGUUUAACACCCGUAUCCAUCAAAGAAGAUACCGUAAAACUUCAAAUAGAAGUCCUAUGAGCUUAAUCUUGAGAAGAAGCCUAUCUUGAAAGGAAGCCCCUUCUUUAGUUUGCAAAAGUACGCUUCAAAAGAUGCCAAUCUAGAAAAGAAUCUCAUGAGCUGGCUUCUAUUCAAGAUAGUAGGGGCUUCUUUUAUUAUAGUAAUUCCCAAAAUUUACAGCAUUCAUUUUUAAAAGAAGCCCCCACCUCCCACCUCUUUACUUUGCAAAAGUAGUCUCUAAAAUUCUAUUUAAGGUUUUACAGUAUCCAUGGUGCUUGAUAUGUGGACAAGUAGCCUGUUCAGUGCACACUAUAUCUCACAUUCUUAAAAUAGACUUGACUUGGACUACGACUUCGUCGCUCAAAUACCCACUAGCUUGCUAUGAACGCAGGUCAGUUUUAUAGCCAACUAACUUGGGCAAGAUUAAUAAUGUUUUUCAAUAUAAUGAAAUGAUCGUAAAUAAUGAGGAUAAUUAUUUUUUCUGUAUGAAUUGUGAUAAAAAUUUUCUAUUAUUAUCUCACUAUUUGUUAGUUGCACUAGAGGAAUCUUUAUAACGAUUAAAUUUUUACCAAAGAUAUAACUAUACAUGUCUGGUCAGGGAGAUGAGUUUUGAUUUUUAAGUGUAAGUGUAGUUACAAGAAUAUGAUUGUUAAAUGCUGUCUGAAGCUUCAUUCGCAGUUAAUUAGGAAUAAUAUAAGAUUCCACUUUUGAUCAAUAGAACAGUAAAUUAUUGUAAAUAGUUUUUGACAGAUACUUGCGUGCUGUUGAUUUUUUUUUGUGAGAUAAAUGAAUUUAAUUGUUUUUUCUAUUUUGUCUUAUUUGAAAAUUGAAAAAUUUUGGCUGGGCCCAUUCAAUUUUACAUUCAGCAUUAAUUUUCUGAUGAUGAGACGGUGCUUUCCUUUUCUUCAACACAAUGUAAUGUUUGUAGUACCACCAUUAUUAUUGUAGAAGUGGUUUGGCACGGCAGGAACAGUUUGUUUUCACUUGAAGUCUGGGUUUCCAUCCCUCGCUGUGCAUUUCACUUGUGCCCUUGAGCAAGGCACUUUAUCUGCUUUGCUUCUCUCCACCCAGGAGUAAAUGGGAACCUGGUGGGAUUGCCUGCUCCUGCACUGAUUACCAGCAGCAACACUUAAACAUGUGGACAUAAUGGCAGGGGUCAAAAGCGCUUCAUAUCUGCAAACCAAGGCGCUAUAUAAGUAACCGAAUAAUGAUGAUAAUAAUGUUUAUUAUAAACUCACUUUGCAGCGCUUAUUCUGCACUACCGAGCUCAGAUAAGUUGUGUAACCCUAAAGGUUGAAAUUAAUUAUGCUAAAUAUAUGUUAAUAGAAAUUCCUCUCUGUAUCUUUAUUAAUUUUUUUAAUUUGAUUAUUUAAUUGAUGUAAGCACUGACACUUGUGUUUUAUAUAUGCAUAUAUGAUAUUGUGUAUACAAAAUGAUGUAAAUAUUAGCGAUUUUAAAGCUGUCAUAAAAGUAAAUUUUAUUUCAUUAAAAUCCAACAGUGAUAAAAAUUACUUGAUUGUAGGACCACAUUAGAAAUAAGUUUACGUUUAAAUGCCUGCAAUUUUUGUAAUUCUAGAAAUUAUUUUGUGAUUUUAUUUUAAAUCUUGUUUGUGUGGAAUUUCUGAAUAAACAAUGAAGAUAAAUUAAAGGUAUGUGUAUUAGUAGAGCAUUAGUAGAGCAAAAAUCUUUGAAAUUUCCAUAUUUCCACUUAUUCUUUUUUUAAUAUAUUUUUAUGCUUUGGUACAAAUACAAAAGUACAAUUAGAAAAUAGGUUACAGUAAAACCUCGAAAUGAAGCCCAGUGGGCUUAAUCUCGAGAUGAAGCACAUCUCGAAUUGAAGCCCACCUCUUUAGUUUGCAAAAUUAGCUUUGAAAAGAAGCCCAUCUCAAAAACCAUGGGCUUUUUUUCAAGAUGGCAUAGGUGGGCUUCUUUUCAAGAUGGCAAAGGUAGAAUUCUUUUCGGGAUAGUACAGUACACUGUGCAUGAAUUUCUGAAAACAAAAUAAAUUAAAAACAAGGUACUAUAUAAAAACACAACAUAUGUAUUGAUUGUGUUCCUGUGUGGUAGCACAUGUUUAAUUUAUGAAAAUAUAAAUUAAAAAUUUACACAUAUUUGAUAAAUUGCAUGUAAUUGAAAACAGACGAUUGCAACAAACAAUAAUACUCCAACUAUAUUUAAAAUUUACAAUAGUAUGCCUCAGAUAAAAAUACUGCUUUUAUAUUUAGUAAUAUUGUUCUGUGUUUCUAAAGGUUCAUUAGAAAAUUUUAUUUUCAAGUUAGUAUUAGUAUAUUAUUAUAUUUAAUGCUUGUGAUAGACCACGUAGAUGAUUCUGAAAAGAACUGUUGUUUGUUGAGGCAAAUAAAAUUAUGAAUAUGAAUUAUAAAGGUCCAUUCAAGCAAAAAAAAUUCUGCAUUGUUCUCAACAAACAACAGUUCUUUUCAUAAUUACAUAUGUGGUGUACCGCAAGCAUACAUGUAUGAUUAUUUCGACAAGGUCUAUUAUCAUUAGUAUGGUACCUGACACAUGUACAAGGAAGAUUUCCCUUUGUUAAGUACCAUCUCAUGUGAGGCAAAUAAGAUUAUGAAUAUUGAUUAUAAGGUUCCGUUCAACCAAAAAAAAAAAAUAAAUCUGCAUUUUCCCCUUAAUAUAUACUACUGAAAAGCACCUAAAUGUGUAGUUCUCUACUCAUAUAUAACCGCAUGUACUGUGUUAAAAUUAUUUGUGAAAUUACCAUUAUGUAUAUUUCGUUUUUUUCUAUAUAUAUUAUGUAUUUGUUUUUGUUCUAGAACAAUGACUACUAUAAUAAUUAGUACAUAUCUCCCUCCAAUUACAGACCAUUUUUGGGUCUGUGGUUUCCCAUGGUCUUUAGCAGCUUUGGUCUCUAAUUAGAAUAAUAAAGAUAAGAGACAUUAGUUAAUGGGACCACAGAAAAGUGGUUUUAAUUGGAGGUUGUCUUUAAUUGGAUGGGUCUUGAUUAGAGGGAGACAUGCACUUAAAAUAAUUAUGUAUAUUGUCAUAUUUACAAUACUUUCGUUAUAAUAAUUAGGUGGCAUUGUACAGCAUUGUUAUUUAAAUUAAAAUUUAUUUUUGAACAAUCAAUAUAAUGUACUAAGUGAUUUAUUAUUGAUUAAAUGUACCCGCAAAAAUAACUAUA